Xiphias gladius (swordfish) is the source of this 1148-nucleotide messenger RNA. RefSeq names its product LYR motif containing 2 (gene lyrm2). The record is from RefSeq and is a predicted model, not a curated record. The transcript has 3 exons. Gene Ontology annotation, cellular component: mitochondrion. The coding region runs from base 41 to 307 and encodes 88 amino acids. NCBI's taxonomy places the organism in Eukaryota, Metazoa, Chordata, Actinopteri, Istiophoriformes, Xiphiidae.
ACAUCCGCUUGUGAGGCUCACUGGCCAUGUUGUGUCAAAGAUGGCGAUUUCAAAGUUACCAUCAGCAGCCCUUUCUCUCAAACAGUUUUUACAGAGGCAGAAGGUUUUGGGGAUAUACAGACACAUGCUGAGGACCAUACAGCAGGUACCAGAUGAGGCAGACAGGAAGUACCUCAGGGACUGGGCAAGAGAUGAGUUCAAGAGGAAUAAGAACGCCACAGACCAGGAUGCCAUCCGUAUGAUGAUCACACAAGCUAACAACCAUCUGGAGGAGCUGCAGAAGUCGCUGGCAUUGGCCAGAAGUUAAUGACACUGAGCUGCUGGGAAUCCCUGCUGUGGACUUAUCUGUACUGGUUCUCAGUGAAAACCAUUGUGUGGUCUUUAUUGAAAAGACAACAAUGAGGGGUUUCCCUGUCUCCAUGGGUAACAUGGAGACAGGGAAACCCCUCACGGUUGUGACUCAUGUUUAAAACUAACCAACAUGUAUGAGCAAACAGUCACUUCAUCAAAUGUAUGGUAGAAAGUAGUGCUGCAACACAACUUUGAGCUUUCUUCAUGCAACAUUUUCUUACUCAAUUCAUCUUUAAUGCCAGGAUCGUCCUUUACAAGCCAACAUGAUUGGCAGGGGGCAUUCUGGGAGACCAGAUUAUAGGUAGUCAACUAUUUAUGAUCAGAAUUUGGCUUGUUGUCAGCUGUAGUGAGAGAUCCUCAGCUAGUUUAGCCACAAACAGCAAGAAUCGACACAUCCUUAUGAUUACAAAAGGUCAUGGUUUUCUUUCAAAAGCCAGUCUGCAGUGUUGCAGCACAUUUUACUGUCACUUUUAGUGCAUUGUAAACACUUCCCCUCUCACACUUACUAAGACCCUAGAGUUAAUAUAUGGUUACUAUCCAUUACACAUUUUAACUGUUGAGUUUCUACAGAAACCUCCAGAAAUAUGAUGUGGUUGGUGGUAGUAAGUUAAAGUAGAUCACAGGUUUGUAAUGUCAAAACUAUGGAGUCUGGAGUGUGCUGUGGAAAUUGAAUAAUAAUGCACUUUUACAGUGUUUAAUUGUAAUCAAUUAAAGUUGUCCCUUUUUGCAGUCAAAAUAAUGUUUAUAUAUAUGUAUAUGGAUGUCUCUAUAUAUAUAUGUAUGUCUAUAUAUAUACG